Molecule: messenger RNA, 1141 nt
Organism: Phragmites australis (common reed)
Lineage: Eukaryota; Viridiplantae; Streptophyta; Magnoliopsida; Poales; Poaceae
Exons: 5
Coding region: 283-918 (211 amino acids)
Source: RefSeq, a predicted model, not a curated record
AAAAGGCAAUGUAUUUUAUUGUAGCAGCUGGAAUGGUAAAAUAUGAGUAGAUGAAGAGGGGAGGACCAAUCCAUGUACAGGAGAGGAGAGGUUGCCCUGCCCUGCCUGCCUCUUCACCUGGUUGGUUCUUCUCCCCAAGAAGCCGCGCCAGCCCACGAAGCAACAGCCUAAUCCCACCUAGAACUACUACUCCUCUACUCCACAAACUCCACUGUUUUUGCCCACCUGUUUCAAAGAGGUUUCUCGGAGUGAAUCGGCGGUGGAGCAGCAAAUCUGGUACGGAUGGAUCAGGAGGUGAAGGACUCAGGACCCUCAAGGUCUCCCUGCGAACCAAAUCUGUUCCUGCAAUGGGGCAGCCGGAAGCGGCUGCGCUGCGUCAAGGCGCGUGACAACAGCUCACCAUCACUGUCACCAUCUGAAGUUCUUAGACGUGCUGUGCCCCGUGCGACUAGGUCGCUUCUUGGAGGUGGCAUCACACCAUUUCGUUCACCACGCCGCCCUAGCACCCUUCACCGUAGGAAAUCAGAUUCACUAGUGAAUGAGUACAAGCUUUCGAUGGCGCUCUCACCAGAUAAGGACCGGUAUUACUCUACUAGGGGUUCACCGUUUCCUUUCGAGGGGAAUGGGUUCGAUUUUGGUGGAGGAACAGAAGAGAAGGGCAGUGCAGCACUGCCAGGGUUCUUCGUCGCGCUGUCUAAUAAGGAGAAGGAGGAGGACUUCAUGGCAAUGAAGGGCUGUAAGCUCCCACAGAGGCCAAAAAAGAGGCCCAAGUUGAUGCAGAAGUGCUUGCUUAUGGUGAGCCCUGGAGCUUGGUUAUCAUAUUUGUCACAUGAGAAAUAUGAAGUUAGAGAGAAGAAGAGUUCAAGAAAGAGGGCUAGAGGCUUGAAGGCGUUGAGCAUGGAGAGUGGUUCAGAAUAGAGGUGGCAGGGUAUGAAUUUUUGGACUUCACUUUAGCUAGAGGAAAAAAUCUCUAGUAGGUAGUUGUGCCAGCUCUUCAAUUAGACAAACCUCGGUGUCUAAUUUAGCGGUAUCAAUGGCAAUUCUCAUCCCUGUUGUACUUCCAUCCUCGUUUGGUUAAAGAAAUUAUCAUCAAGUACUAUGUAUGUCGACAAAAAAUGAGUAUAUUAGACAAUUCCUGGUC